GUCGGCUAUGCGCCACACACAACAGCCGCAGUAUCGACAAACGUUCACAAAACGUUUAGACGUAAUAACCAUAGUGUCACUUCACUUCUUAUUUUAGUAAUUAGACCAUUCAAAAUUUCUAUUUCCUUCGUUUUAGUUGUUUAAGUGUUAAGUGUUUUAAAUGAUGUUUUAAUAAUGCUAAGUGCCGCAACCGUAUACGCAUUCUGAAGCAAUUACGUAAUGGGAAUUAUGCUAGAGAAGUUUAAAGUUUUGCCCUGAAAUUCAACAUGGCCGCUGACACAGGAAUGGAUACUUGCCCCAGUCCGGAGAUCACGGACUCCAGGAAACGGCCUCUCGAUGGAGACUCGGAGAAUGGCGACGUGAAGCGCUCACACUUCAGCUCGGUGCAAGACUUGGUGACGGCCUUGCCACUGGCCAACGGCCAUGGCAAUAUUACGUCUCAUUUCGCCGUGGAGCCGACAUACCACUUCAAGGUUCUGGUGCCGUCCAUGGUGGCCGGAGCCAUCAUCGGCAAGGGCGGGGAGACCAUCGCCCAGCUGCAGAAGGACACUGGUGCCAGAGUCAAGAUGUCCAAGUCACAUGACUUCUAUCCUGGCACGACGGAGCGCGCUUGCCUGAUCACGGGGUCGGUGGACGGCAUCAUGGUAGUGCUGGACUUCAUCAUGGAUAAGAUCAAGGAGAAGCCAGAGCUCGUCAAGCCCUUUCCCGAGGGCGUCGACACCAAGAUGCCGCAAGAUAGGGACAAGCAGGUCAAGAUCCUGGUACCAAACUCGACAGCGGGCAUGAUCAUCGGCAAGGGUGGCAACUACAUCAAGCAGAUCAAGGAGCAGAGCGGCAGCUACGUGCAGAUCUCGCAGAAGGCGAAGGAGCUGUCCCUGCAGGAGCGCUGCAUCACUGUAGUAGGCGAGAAGGAGAACAACAAAAAGGCAUGUCUGAUGAUCCUGCAGAAGGUUGUCGACGACCCCCAGUCGGGGUCGUGUCCCAACGUGUCGUAUGCCGACGUGGCGGGCCCGGUCGCCAACUACAACCCGACGGGCUCGCCGUACGCCGUGCCCACAACCGAGGUGACCACCGAGAACCACGGGCUGGGCAGCGGCGUGGGCGGCGUGCUGGUGAACGGCGGCGCCGUGGGCGCGGUGGGCGCCGUGGGCGCGCUGUCGCUGUCUCUGUCGCUCGCGCCGCCCGGCAGCCAGCCGCCGGCGCCGCUCACGCAGCACACGCUGGACCACAUCAAGGUGGCCCUGCGUCAGUCGGGCUACAGCGAGGCGGGCGUGUCGGAGAUCUCUGCGGCGCUGGCGCUGCUGGUGAAGCACGGCGUGCUGGGGCUGGCGCUGCCGGCCGCGCUGCCCGCCGCGCCGCUGUCGGCCGCAUACUUCCCGCUGCAGCCGCAGGACUCGCCCGCCGUCUUCGGGCCCAUCGGACAAGUGGGGCUAGGGCGCGCGGGCGGCGCGUUAGAGCGUUUCGCGGAGGUUGCAUUGGACGCGCUCCGUCCCGCAGCCGUGGCGCCCAUCUCGCUGUCGGGCGGCGUGGGCGGCGUGGCGUCGUUCCCGUCGGCCGCCGGCCUGCUGCCGCUCAGCAAGAGCCCCACGCCCGCCGACGCCGGCGCCAAGGACUCCAAGAACGUCGAGAUCGCGGAGGUCAUCGUCGGCGCUAUACUCGGUCCCGGCGGGCGCAGCCUGGUGGAGAUCCAGCAGAUGUCGGGCGCCAACAUCCAGAUCAGCAAGAAGGGCACGUUCGCGCCCGGCACCCGCAACCGCAUCGUCACCAUCUCCGGUUCGCCCACAGCUAUAUCCUCCGCGCAGUACCUCAUCGAGCAGAAGAUCCAGGAAGAGGAACUCAAACGGACCCGCCACAACGCCAUCUCCAGCCUCAUGCAGUAACAGAGGUUACCACACUGCUUAUAUAUACGGCGCAACGGGCCUAGAUAGAAUGUUACAAUUUGUGUCUUCGGCCAAAAUGAAGUUUUGCGUGGUUAAGUUCAGUUGCGGAGUUUAAGGUUUGUCACAUCCAGAUUUAGAUUUUGGAGCUUUUGGGAUGAUGUCUGGCGAUUGAUUUGAUUAAUAAUGAAAGGCACGUAAGGGCGUUGACAAACUAAUCGACAUAAAGGUACGUGACCAGCGUCUCCAAUUGAUUAGUUCGACAACGUCCUAAGGUUAGGUAUUUUAUUUUGGUCGAAGGAUAGACCUGUCAGCGUGGAGUCGACCGGUCAGCGCUGGGCUGGCGUAGCGGGGUGGGCAGGCCCGCCGGUCACUCCCAGCUCGGGGUAGUGUAGUUCUAGUCAACGGUCCGCCGUGGGCCCGCCAGACAGAGCGCCAGUUACCUGAGUGUAGUUAAGAGUUUAUGUUGUUUUGUUUUACGAGAAUAUAAGUUAUAGUGCGUUGCGCGCGCUCCCGGCCCGUGGCGCGUGGCGCGUGGUACGCAGCCCAUGGUACGUGGCGCAUGGUACGCAGCCCGUGGCACGCGACGCGUGGCUCGCAGCGCCCGCGACGCACACACCUAUUUACAAUACAUAGAUUUAUGUAUAUUGAUUUUAUGCAUGUACUAUAGUGUUGAACAUAUUGGUAUAUUUUAUGUUUAUCGUGAUGACAAGUUAUUUUGUCCCGCCUAGCGGGCUUGUUAAGAUAUAAAAAAGUACGAUUGUGAUAUCUCCUAUCACGGAAAUUCCUAUUCCAUAAUACACAUUUUUAUUUUUGUAUAUUAUUCACCACGCAUACAAUUUUAUUUACAAAGUUGAUUUCAUUGUAAAUGUUACCAUUGAUAAGUUAUUUUAGUUUAUGUGACAUCGUUUAGUGUUAGAAUUGAAAUUUUGAAUUUAUACAUGUAUAUGUGUUGAAUAUUGACAAGAUAGCGAUGGUACUAGGGCCAAAUGAUAUCCGCACCAAAGUUGAUAAUUAUUAUAACUACGUUACAUGGACAAGUACACCGCUGUUGUCUCGGCCGCGAGCGCCCCGGCUCGUGAUGCUGCUCGCGGAGUUCGGCAUUCCUGAUCGAUUUCUCUCAGUGAAGAUCUUUAUUUUUUAUACAUUUAUAAUAUUACUUUGUGUUAGGAAUGUUCAUAGUUGUCGAUUUGUUUGUCGGGCUAAAUCACCUUACCUUUACAAUAAGUACAAGUAAUAUAAAAAGUUCAUGUCCAGAUUAGUAGAAAAUAAUAUAUUUUAAAGGUUUUAAAAAGCAGAUUCUAUAUAUAAUUCAAGAGGACAAUAUAAUAAAUUUUAUUUACAGUUGGAUAUAAUUGAAUUUAUUUUAGACGCGUCACCGUAGGGCCCGCGCCUCGCGCCUGCCUCCAGGCGGCGUCCGUGACGCGCGGACGCGUCGUGGUACUGGUCGCCGGUCGUGGUCGCCAGUGGUCGGCCGUGGUCGCAGCCGCCUGCGACUGUCGCGGCGUAGUUUAAGUUUGGAUUACCUAGAAGUGCCAUGAUACGCACUGUAGUACUGUCGUGCAAUAUAUCGAGUGUAACGACCCCGCGCGAGAAGGAGGGGAAAGAAGUACAAAUGAAAUCGUAAACAUAAUAAAUAUAUAAUUUGAAAUCGGCUUAACGUACGGUAGUUUGUAAGAAAAGGAAUUGAGAGACAAUUCUCAGCUAAAUCUUGAUUAAAAAUAAUAAUUAUAAUAAAUAAUUUAAAGCACUAAGUCGCCGCAACAUCGUACUUCCGUGAAAUUGUGAAAACGUUAAUUAUAAAUACGUGUAAGUAUCCCGCAGUCCAACGACAUCUCGAACUAAGUUGAGUACUGUUGCUGUAGCGCCUAGAAGCGCGCCGUAGAUGCAUUCAAGUAGAUAGUUAUUGUACUUAUAUUCAAUCUUUAGGUAUCGCUGUUCGACCUUUCUGGUAUUUUUCGACUUUCUCAUCUUACUAUACUAAUAUGUAUUCGAGGGUAGGUACAGAUAUCGUCUUGUGUCAAUUAAAGGUUGAGGUUUGACAUACUCGCGACGGCGCGGCGCCCGAUCCGACGGACUAUCGGCUGGGUCGCCUGUUUGGGACAAGGUUGCCGGUCCCGGUUGUUAGACAAGGUUGCCGGUCCCGGUUGUUAGACAAGGUUGCCGGUCGUUAGACAAGAUUGCCGGUCGUUAGACAAGGUUGCCGGUCGUUAGACAAGGUUGCCGGUUGUUAGACAAGGUUGCCGGUUGUCCGACAAGGUAGCAGGUUGAUGGUUCACGCGCCGCGUCGCGUCAUCCCAGGGCGUGACGGUCUCCCGAGUUGCCUGUACGUCGAUUUUACAAGCUCAAUUUUAUCGAAACUAAUUCUCGAUUAGUCGGUACGUGUAAGUGAAUCGUCAAUUAUUCUAAAUCGUUUGGUAUCUGUCAAUGCGUUCAGUUGGCGAGCUUCGGUAGACGUCCCGGUCCCGCCCGCAGCCGCGCUCUAUACUUCGCUCUCAGCCUCCGUAGUCGCUGCAACUCUAGUUAUAAUUAUCGUAUUAAAACCGUCAUUAUGGGUAUAUAUAGAUAAUUUUAAAAAAUAACUGGAAAAAAAUGUUAAUGUUGUUAUACUGAAGUUGUUACAAUAUUUGAGAGUAUAUUAUCGUGGAUACAAAAUAAUAAUUUAGUGCGGUAACAUUACCAGAUUAAAGUUUAUCGUGUGGAAAGAUAAUAAUAGCAGCGUCCCGACACGAUGUACCUCAGGCGAGCGCAGAGCGAGAUACAGUUACUGUGAUACCGGCACCCGCACCGCACUGCACGCCCCGCCGCGCACGGGGGCGCGCAGGCCUCACCCGCACCGCACGCGAUACUCUGCGUUACGAUAAGGUUUCAAUGUUGUAGGCUAAGGUAGCUAGUUGUCAUUCUUCAUUCUACAGAUUACGGCGAGGCGGUGUCGCCGGCGCCGCCUCAUAAUUUUAAUAGCUAAAUGUUGUUGAAUUUGUUGAUAGAGUGGUUUAUUGUAAUUACCGUAGGUAGUUUAGUGGGUAUACACGAGGUGGCAGCCGUCGGGUGCGCUAGGCUAGGGUAAGGUUCGAUACUGUGUAUAGGAACAUGGCUGUGCGUUCAAGUCGAACUCAACAUUAAGACAUCAUACGCUUGUUGUGGAGGGGCGCGGAUCGCACGCGGCGCCGCCGCUGCCGGCCGCCGGGCUACGCCCUGGGCGCUCCGCCCUCGGAGCUCCGCGCGCGGCCGGCGGCGCGCUCACGUCACUAUCUGUAUAUAAUUGCAUACAUUGUUUCAUUUACGUUCUCGUUGCUCAUUGUCAUCAAUUUAUUAAAGACUGAGGAAUCAACUUGCGCAUAUUGACAUCGUCACGAAGCGUCCCCAACGGUAGGGAAUAUUGUAAUAUAAUAUAAUUGUUUGUCAUUAAAAUUGUCGCUCGGUGGACGUGGACCGGUCCGCGAGAGUCGUGUGCGAUCCCCGCGGUACACUCGCGGUUAACCUCAUUUGUAUCGAAUACUGUUGCGUCCGUGUAGGACGGUUCUCGCUAGGUUGCCUGUCCCGUUGAUUUCCGAGUCCUGCGAGUGUACAGUGUGACAGCGAGCCGGCCGGGCCGGGCCGGGCUGGCCGGGCAGCGUGGCCGGAGGGGCCGGGCCGGUGUGGCCGGAGGGGCCCGGCCGGCCGGCGGAGACGCGCACCGUGGUCGCAAGCGUUCAGUCGUUGUCUCAUCGCCUUUACACAUGUUGAGAUUGAUAUGUUAUACUAAUUCUAUUGAAUUAUAACUUGUUGCGUAUUAUAAGUAUGAUAGAGAGCGCCGCUCGGCACGUUGUAAUACGUUGAAACAUUUGUUGCUGUGCAGUUCAGCGACGGGAUUUUUAUUUUUUACUAAUAAUAUUUUUGUUAACUUGGUUUACGAUACACGGGUCUGCAAUGUUAUCUACGAGAAAUAAUCUUUAAUUAAGUUUGAAUUGAAAAUGUUGAAUAAUUUUUGAAUUAAAAAUUCGGUAUAUUUUAGUCAAAUGUUAAUUGUUUAGUUGUAUUGUCAAUAUUGAUUUUCUAAUGAAGUGUUAUUUUGCAAUAUUGUAAUAGAUAAGAGGUAAAAUGGAAGGUUACAAUGUCUUAGUGUUUAAAAGCUCGAAAACCAAUUAAAAGGUACCUUGAACAUUGUCUAUAUUAUAUUAACAUUAAAUAAACGCGAAAAAGAA
Pectinophora gossypiella (pink bollworm) is the source of this 6061-nucleotide messenger RNA. It is a transcript of the gene pasilla, whose product is annotated as RNA-binding protein Pasilla. The record is from RefSeq and is a predicted model, not a curated record. Gene Ontology annotation, molecular function: mRNA binding. Lineage: Eukaryota; Metazoa; Arthropoda; Insecta; Lepidoptera; Gelechiidae. The transcript is spliced from 10 exons. Gene Ontology annotation, cellular component: cytoplasm; nucleus. The coding region runs from base 267 to 1880 and encodes 537 amino acids. Gene Ontology annotation, biological process: mRNA splicing, via spliceosome; regulation of alternative mRNA splicing, via spliceosome.